Molecule: messenger RNA, 1222 nt
Organism: Cercospora beticola
Lineage: Eukaryota; Fungi; Ascomycota; Dothideomycetes; Mycosphaerellales; Mycosphaerellaceae
Cellular component (GO): cytoplasm
Molecular function (GO): glutathione transferase activity
Source: RefSeq, a predicted model, not a curated record
UAAGCAGAGACGGUAGUCGUAAGUCAGACAUCUGAUCAUUUCUCAUUGACCAUUGAUGCUCUCACGUUUGACGCAACUCACUCGCCAGCUCACGAACAGCACAGCAACAGCGAAGUACACCAUGUCGACCAGUUCUCUUCCUCCGUCGUGGCAUUCGGGUCCCGAGGACUCGUUCCAUGGCAAGAUUACUGCCGAUGGCCCCUUCCAGCCCGAGAAAGACCGCUACCACCUCUACAUCGGCCUCUUCUGCCCAUUCGCACACCGCGCCAACCUGGUCGUCCAUCUCAAGCAGCUUCAGCAUUACGCUGGCAUCGAGACAAGCAUUGUUCGGCCUUAUCCAAAGGGCAAUGACCAGGGGUGGCCGGGCUGGAGGUUCAACACUAGCGAUGCGGAAGACAAUUACGAAGGCGCAACUGAGGACAAGCUGUUUGGCAGCAAGUUCAUGCACGAGGUCUACUUUAAAGCUGAGAAAGAAUACAAGGGCAGAUACAGCGUACCAGUGCUCUGGGAUAAGAAGCUCAAAACCAUCGUCAAUAAUGAGUCUCAUGAACUGCUCCGUGACCUGCAAACCGCAUUCAACCCACUUCUUCCACCAGAGCUCGCCAACAUUACCCUCUAUCCCGAGCACCUACGCUCCAAAAUCGAUGCGCUCGCGCCCAUCCUCCAGCGCGAUUUGAACACGGGUGUAUACAAAGCCGGCUUUGCGCCCGACCAGCAGACGUACGAGAAGAAUCUCCCACCCGUCUUUGCGGUCCUCAACCUCCUCGAGACACUCGCGGCGUCGAAUGAUGGGCCGCACAUCCUUGGUCGCGAGUUGACCGAAGUCGACAUACGCGUCUUUUGCACCUUAAUCAGAUUCGACGUGGCCUACGUCCAGCAUUUCAAAACCAAUCUGUCCAUGAUACGAUAUGGGUAUCCGACGCUACACAAUUGGUUGAAGGGCUUGUAUUGGAACAACAAAGCAUUCGCAGAGACGACCGACUUCAGGCAUAUCAAGGAGAACUAUACCAAGAGUCAUGCUGGAAUCAAUCCUCGCGCCAUCACACCAGUCGGGCCAUGGCCGCACAUUGAUAGAGGAUAUGAGGACGAUUGGAGCGGUGUUCGUGUCGGCGAAGUAGAUCAUCCCGAUGUUAAAGGGUACGAAAAGAAAUUGGAAGAGGAGUUGAAGAGCGCCGUGCCAGAUAGCGCUCAUGGAGGCUUUUCUUUGGACAAUUUCAAAUGA